Molecule: messenger RNA, 5379 nt
Organism: Equus caballus (horse)
Lineage: Eukaryota; Metazoa; Chordata; Mammalia; Perissodactyla; Equidae
Source: RefSeq, a predicted model, not a curated record
CCGGGUGACCAGUUUGGCCAGGCAGGUCUGGGGCCUGGAGGCCGAAGAGCCAAGCUUCUCUCCUGACCUCUCCGCUGUGGGCACCUGAGUGGGUAUCCAGCUGCAGAUUGAAGGAAGCACGUCUCCUGGCUCCACCUCACAAACACUUAAAUUGUUUUCCCUAGACUGUGUUCUGCCGAGGCCUGGAGGGGGUGGAAACCAAGGUUAGAUUAAAAAAAGAAAAGAAAAAAAACCAAGGCAAAGAGGUGGUUUUAGGAAAAUGAGGACUAAUAUUUUGAAGUGGUGCUUGGAGAGAAGAGGCCGGUGUGGUCUGUGGGGGUGGGGUGGGUAGGGCUUCUGACCGCUCCCCCCGCCCCCCCCAGUUCCUUGGAGAGAAGAGGAUCACCCAGGCCUUCAGAGUGGGGACCUGACUGGGGCUGGGCACACUGCGGGAGGAGGGAGGCUGUGGAGCCCCAGCGCGAGCCGGGACUUUAACCACCCCAGCGGCAGCACCGCAGCCCGCGCCUGUCUUCGUGACAGGGCUGCGUCCUGUGCUGUCAACUACACCCCUCCGAUGGGGUUGCUAGGCAGCGGGGCUCUGAUGUGCGGGAAGGCCUUCUGAUUUGUCAGCCUCCUGCAGACACAUGGUUAAGGCUCCUUCCAGCCUAUCCGGAGGAGGGACGCGGGGCACGCCGCCUGCAUACUGCCGAGCCCCGGGUCCACCUGAAUGUGAGGUGCAAAAGGCAGCCAGAGGGAGGGGGCACCUGGAGCCCUCCAGCCUCCUAACCAGCUCAGCCCCACACCCCCCAUUAUCUUCUCUUGGGCUUGCAGCUGGCUCCUCCCUGCCCGUUCCCGCCCCAUUCCUCUUCCCUUCCCCAAACCAUGGAAAAGCAAAGUGCAGCAGGGAAAAGAGGUCAGUGGGGUACUGUCUGAUGAGCGUGAAAGGUUGUUUCACUGACUUCCACAUCGACUUCGGAGGCACUUCCGUUUGGUACCACGUUUUCCGGGGUGGGAAGAUCUUUUGGCUGAUUCCUCCAACCCUGCACAAUUUGGCACUGUAUGAGGAGUGGGUGCUGUCAGGCAAACAGAGCGACAUCUUCCUGGGAGACCGCGUGGAGCGAUGCCAAAGAAUUGAGCUGAAACAGGGCUACACGUUUUUCAUCCCUUCCGGUUGGAUCCAUGCAGUCUACACCCCUGUAGACUCUCUGGUAUUCGGCGGAAACAUCCUGCACAGCUUUAACGUGCCCAUGCAGCUGCGGAUCUACGAGAUCGAGGACAGAACACGGGUGCAGCCCAAAUUCCGUUACCCCUUCUACUAUGAGAUGUGCUGGUAUGUCUUGGAGAGAUACGUGUACUGUGUGACCCAGCGGUCCUACCUCACUCAGGAAUACCAGAGAGAAUCAAUGCUUAUUGAUGCCCCACGGAAGCCCAGCAUAGACGGCUUCUCAUCUGAUUCCUGGCUGGAGAUGGAGGAGGAGUCCUGUGAGCAGCAGCCGCAGGAGGAGGAGAAGGAGGAGGAGGAGGAGGAGGAAGGUGCAGAUAAGGCACCAAAGCCGCCCACCGAUGGCCCUGCCUCACCCACCAGCACCCCUUCUGAGGACCAGGAGGCCCCUGGGAAGAAGCCCAAAGCACCUGCCAUGCGGUUCCUCAAAAGGACUUUGUCUAAUGAGUCAGAGGAAAGUGUGAAGUCCACGACGGUGCCCAUAGACUACCCCAAGACGCCCACCGGCUCUCCCACCACCGAGGUCUCAGCUAAAUGGACCCACCUUACCGAGUUUGAAUUGAAGGGCCUGAAAGCUCUGGUGGAGAAACUUGAAUCCCUCCCGGAAAACAAGAAGUGUGUCCCUGAAGGCAUCGAGGACCCCCAGGCACUCCUGGAGGGUGUGAAGAAUGUCCUGAAGGAGCACGCGGAAGACGACCCCAGUCUGGCCAUCACUGGGGUCCCCGUAGUCACUUGGCCAAAGAAGACUCCAAAGAACCGGGCGGUAGGUCGGCCCAAGGGGAAGCUGGGCCCGGCCUCCGCGGUGAAGUUGGCCGCCAACCGGACGACGGCGGGAGCUCGCCGGCGCCGGACGCGAUGCCGCAAGUGCGAGGCCUGCCUGCGGACGGAGUGCGGAGAGUGCCACUUCUGCAAGGACAUGAAGAAGUUCGGGGGCCCCGGGCGGAUGAAGCAGAGCUGCAUUAUGCGGCAGUGCAUCGCGCCAGUGCUGCCCCACACCGCCGUGUGCCUAGUAUGUGGCGAGGCAGGGAAGGAGGACACGGUGGAAGAGGAAGAAGGCAAGUUUAACCUCAUGCUCAUGGAGUGCUCCAUCUGCAAUGAAAUCAUCCACCCUGGAUGCCUUAAGAUUAAGGAGUCAGAGGGCGUGGUCAACGAUGAGCUUCCAAACUGCUGGGAGUGUCCAAAGUGUAACCAUGCCGGCAAGACCGGGAAAGCCUACAAGCAAAAGCGUGGCCCUGGCUUUAAGUAUGCCUCAAACCUGCCCGGCUCCCUGCUCAAGGAGCAGAAGAUGAACCGGGACAACAAGGAAGGACAGGAGCCUGCCAAGCGGAGGAGUGAGUGUGAGGAGGCGCCCCGGCGCAGGUCAGACGAGCACCCCAAGAAGGUGCCCCCUGACGGUAUCCUGCGCCGAAAGUCGGACGACGUGCACCUGCGGAGGAAACGGAAAUACGAGAAGCCCCAAGAGCUGAGUGGCCGCAAGCGAGCCUCGACGCUUCAAACGUCCCCCGGUUCCUCCUCUCACCUCUCGCCGAGGCCCCCUCUAGGCAGCAGCCUCAGCCCUUGGUGGAGAUCCAGUCUCACUUACUUCCAGCAGCAGCUAAAACCUGGCAAAGAAGAUAAGCUUUUCAGGAAAAAGCGGCGGUCCUGGAAGAACGCAGAGGACCGGAUGGCUCUGGCCAACAAGCCUCUCCGGCGCUUCAAGCAGGAACCAGAGGAUGAUCUGCCGGAGGCGCCCCCCAAGACCAGGGAGAGCGACCACUCCCGCUCCAGCUCCCCCACAGCCGGGCCCAGCACCGAGGGGGCAGAGGGCCCAGAGGAGAAAAAGAAGGUGAAGGUACGCCGGAAACGGCGACUCCCCAACAAAGAGCUGAGCAAGGAGCUGAGCAAGGAGCUCAACCAAGAAAUCCAGAAGACGGAGAAUAGCCUGGCCAACGAGAACCACCAGCCCAUCAAGUCGGAGCCCGAGAGUGAGAAUGAGGAGCCCAAGCGGCCCCUGGGCCUCUGUGAGCGCCCUCACCGCUUCAGCAAGGGGCUCAACGGCACGCCCCGGGAGCUGCGGCACCAGCUGGGGCCUGGCCUGCGCAGCCCACCCCGAGUCAUCUCCCGGCCCCCUCCCUCCGUGUCCCCGCCCAAGUGCAUCCAGAUGGAGCGACAUGUGAUCCGGCCCCCCCCCAUCAGCCCCCCACCUGACUCACUGCCCCUGGAUGAUGGGGCGGCCCACGUCAUGCACAGGGAGGUGUGGAUGGCCGUCUUCAGCUACCUCAGCCACCAAGACCUGUGUGUCUGCAUGCGGGUCUGCAGGACCUGGAACCGCUGGUGCUGUGAUAAGCGGUUAUGGACCCGCAUCGACCUGAACCACUGCAAGUCCAUCACGCCCCUGAUGCUGAGUGGCAUCAUUCGGCGACAGCCUGUCUCCCUGGACCUCAGCUGGACCAAUAUCUCCAAGAAACAGCUGAGCUGGCUCAUCAACCGGUUGCCUGGGCUCCGAGACUUGGUGCUGUCGGGUUGCUCGUGGAUCGCAGUCUCAGCCCUCUGUAGCUCCAGUUGUCCCUUGCUUCGGACCCUGGAUGUCCAGUGGGUCGAAGGACUAAAGGAUGCCCAGAUGCGGGAUCUCCUGUCCCCACCCACGGAUAACAGGCCAGGUCAGAUGGACAAUCGGAGCAAGCUCCGGAACAUCGUGGAGCUGCGUCUAGCAGGUCUGGACAUCACGGACGCCUCCUUGCGGCUCAUCAUACGCCACAUGCCCCUGCUCUCCAAGCUCCACCUUAGUUACUGUAACCAUGUUACCGACCAGUCCAUCAACCUGCUCACUGCUGUGGGCACCACCACCCGAGACUCCUUAACCGAAAUCAACCUGUCAGACUGCAAUAAGGUUACUGACCAGUGCCUGUCCUUCUUCAAACGCUGUGGAAAUAUCUGUCAUAUUGACCUAAGGUACUGCAAGCAAGUGACCAAGGAAGGCUGCGAGCAGUUCAUAGCUGAAAUGUCUGUGAGUGUCCAGUUCGGGCAAGUGGAAGAAAAACUCCUGCAAAAACUGAGUUAGUCCAAGGACAAUUAUGUAAAUACGGGGUGGGUGGGGGGCGGGGAUGUGGCAGGGGAGGGUGAAAGACUUUGCAGAAACUAGGGCUUUUAUUUUCAAUUUGGAACUUGGAACUACAGACCACAGAACGAUUCCAUUUUGCAAGUCUUGCCGAGGGAGAAGCUGUUCCACCACCCGUUUGGGGAUGAGUGAGCUGGACACUUUCCUUUGGUCUUUCUGAAUCGUAACUGCACUGCUUUCUGGACCAUUUCUAAGGUGGCCUUUACCAAGAAGACAUUCCCAUCGGAGAGGAGGAUGAACUCUGGAGAAUUUCUCUUACUGAAGCAUGAGCUUAGGAGUUUUUUUGGUGGUGGUGUUUUUGUUUUGGACACCUCAUUCCUUGCAACUCUGAGGUUUUUGGUGUCAGCAUAAAGUGGACCACACACCACAUUUGCCGCCUUGACAUAUUUGUUUUGUUUGUUUGUUUGGUUUUGUUACAUCUUACAUUAUGCAGAACUAUUUUUGUACAAAUUGUUUAAAAGUUAUUUAUGCAAGGUUUGAAUGCAUACCAGUGUUUUUAUUGUUUUGAGAUUGCCAACUUUCCUGGUUUUCUUAAGGUAGGAGAGAACUUAACCUGUACUUCACCAACAAAUAAUCCAUCUAACACGUGCCCAGAUCUGGCAGAGCAGGCUAAGACCUUCCAGUUAAGAGCAUGUGUAACUGGCGGUUGGGAGCCUGCUUCGUAUGUCAAGAAGUUACAUAAGCAUGUUGUGGAUAUAUGUAAAUUAUAGUUGAAGUAAGACACUUUGCCAAGUUUCCUCUGUAUAGAAUUUACCUUUUUCUCAAAAUUUUAAAAUUCAGAAUUCAGCCUUUGCACUCAGGAGGGUUUUGCUCCAGCAUGAGCUCUUGUACUCUACAUACAGCUAAUUUAUACAGUGAGUCAAGAAGUAGAAUAAAUGAUCCAACAUAGCCUUUCUUUUCCUUUUUUCUCUCCUUUGAAGUGUGAGUUGAGUUCUCAUUUAAGGUUUAGAACAUGGCUUUUUCCUAGUUGUAAAGUUAUGCCUUCAUAAGUGCCAUUGUUGUAAGGUGUUGUUUUCCGAGACCUUCCCAGAUGCAGUUUUACCUUUGUUGAAUUUGUAUAAACAAUUGUACAAAAAAAAGA